Fusarium sp. VM40 is the source of this 1125-nucleotide messenger RNA. The record is from the annotation of a GenBank genome assembly. Lineage: Eukaryota; Fungi; Ascomycota; Sordariomycetes; Hypocreales; Nectriaceae.
AUGUCUGCCACGCCUUUCCAGACCGAAGCCUGGACGGAAUAUGGCCUUGGGGCUCUUGUUCUGUUCCUGCGUUACUUUGCGAGAUGGAAGACUGUUGGCUUCAAAGGAUACCAAGGAGAUGACUACUUUGCUCUAGCAGCAAUGGUCUUUUGGACGAGCGAGUUGGUCAUGCUGGAACUCAUCGGUCAAUCCGGCACCAACAUUGGCAUUACCGACGAGAUGGGUGCCGAAAUGUCAGCCGCAGAGAUAGCCAAGCGCGAGUUCGGCUCAAAAUGUCUCCUUGCAGGGUGGAACUUUUACGUGACCCUCAUCUUCACCUUGAAGGGGGUGAUGCUUUGCUUCUACAGCCGCAUGACGCUUGGUCUUUGGCAGAGAAAGCUUGUUAUCUGGACGCAGGUCGGUACAGUGCUUGCAUAUCUCGCUGUCAUUGCCGCCAUCUGGGGCCACUGUACUCCCAUACACAAGAACUGGCAGGUUCAUCCUAACCCAGGCGAUUCUUGCACGCUCGCGGUUGCUAACUAUCUCACCCUGGUGGUGUUCAACAUUGUAACCGAUAUACUCAUCGUUUCUAUUCCGAUUCCUCUACUAUGGACAGUAAAGCUCAGCGUCAAGCGAAAAUUAAUGAUUGGCGUUCUUCUCUGUUCCGGUGUCUUCAUCAUGGUCGCAACACUUCUUCGCUGCAUCUUUUCUCUCCAGGAUAUCGAAGGUAUCAACACCUCCACCAUCUGGGCCAUCCGCGAGACCUUUGUCGCCAUCAUCGCCGUCAACGCCGCCGCCAUCAAGCCCCUCUUCUCCGCCUCCCGCUGGCUCGUCUCCAGCAAGGGAAGCAGUCGCGACAAGGGAGGGAGCAGCUACAUCCACAAGCACAAUCAUGCGCUGGCAACGAUCGGAGGAUCUGGUGCUUCGGGUGGUCGUUCUGGGAACCGCCAUCAUCAUAAGUACAUGAGCCACCUGGAUGAUAACUCGAGCGAGGAACACAUCGUCGGCAAGCCCGAGUUUGUAGGAUACAGCACGCCGGAGGUUCGGGCGGGAAGUACAGCGAGCGGGCAGAGUGAUGGCCCGGAUGGGAUCAUGGUCACUCGUACCUACGAAGUCACCCCCGGAAAGUCGACGCUGGAUGUCUGA